This is a messenger RNA of Colias croceus (clouded yellow), 3453 nucleotides long. RefSeq names its product facilitated trehalose transporter Tret1-2 homolog (gene ST5). Gene Ontology annotation, biological process: carbohydrate transport; transmembrane transport. Bases 186 to 1700 code for a protein of 504 amino acids. The transcript has 10 exons. Gene Ontology annotation, cellular component: membrane. Gene Ontology annotation, molecular function: sugar transmembrane transporter activity. NCBI's taxonomy places the organism in Eukaryota, Metazoa, Arthropoda, Insecta, Lepidoptera, Pieridae. The record is from RefSeq and is a predicted model, not a curated record.
GAGCCGCGGGAAGUAUACGUGCGUGUAAAACCGUGCGUCUAUUUUCACGAUAUUUCGGUCAACUUUUUAUAGAAGUGGUAUAUCGGUCGAUGGGAAUUAUGUGAUGUUCAGCUUUACGUUGCUAAAUAAUCUGUGAUAUUUUGUGGACAUUAAUUUAAAAUAGUGUAAUUAAUAUAAGUAAUACAAUGGCAGACGAAAAGAGCGAUGCUACACCAUUCCUUAAAAAUGGCGUCAAACCGACAGUCGCGAAAACACCUGUGCCUGAAAAGGCUAAAACGGGGAAAGAAGGCAGAGGAAAGGCAUUUAAGCAAAUCGUAGCAGCUUUAAUUGCUAAUUUUGGUACUGUUAAUACUGGAAUGGUAUUUGGAUUCUCGGCGACAGCUCUGCCUCAACUGAAAAGUCCAGAUUCAACUAUACAUGUCACGGAAAAUGAGGCUAGUUGGAUUGCAAGUUUAAGUUCCGUGGGCACUCCUAUCGGCUGUAUAAUUAGCGGGUACCUUAUGGACAACAUUGGACGCAGGCGCACGCUGAUCUUCACGGAGAUACCGCUCAUACUGGGCUGGAUACUCAUUGCGUUUGCGGUUAACGUGCCUAUGAUUUAUGUUGGUCGUUUACUAGUGGGCUUCGGGUCAGGCAUGGUGGGCGCACCGGCCCGUGUAUACACGUGCGAGGUGUCGCAGCCGCACCUGCGUGGUAUGCUUGGCGCGAUGGCCUCCGUUGGCGUGUCUACUGGCGUGCUGAUACAGUACAUUAUCGGCAGUGCGACAUCAUGGAACAUUCUAGCGGGUGUGAGUACGAUAGUGCCAAUAGUAUCCCUCCUCGGCAUGUUGGUACUCCCGGAGACUCCCAACUACCUCCUCACACAGAACAAGGAGGAAAAAGCGGAGAAAUCUCUCUCGAAGUUACGGGGAUCCACUUGUAAUCUUACAGAUGAGAUACAGAAGAUGGUUGCGUUUAAAGAGAAGAAUCAUGUUGAACCUUUAAAAUCGCCGCGUGAAAUAAUCAAAGCGCUCAUGGCGCCAUCUACGCUGAAGCCAUUCGGAAUACUUGCGUUAUACUUCUUCAUAUACCAGUGGUGUGGUGUUAAUACCAUCACGUUUUAUGCUGUUGAAGUUUUUGAGGCUUCAGGCGCAUCUCUAGACAAAUAUUCUUUAACAAUAUCAAUGGGUGUACUACGUGUGAUAUUCACAGUGGUGGGUUGUAUACUGUGCCGGCGUUGUGGUAGACGACCACUCACUUUUGUUUCUGCUCUCGGCUGCGGCACAUCCAUGACAGUUUUAUCGGUCUAUCUCUAUUACGUACAAUAUUGGAAGGAUAAUAAUAUCCAACCGCAAUAUUCCUGGAUCCCAGUGGCCAGUAUAUAUUUGUUCAUGAUAUUCUGUACGCUCGGCUUCUUGAUCGUGCCCUGGAUCAUGAUUGGAGAGGUUUAUCCUACGCAGGUUCGUGGUAUAGUGGGUGGUAUGACAACAUGUGUGGCGCACUUGUCAAUAUUCUCAGUGGUGAAAACGUUCCCGUUGUUGAAACACGCGCUCAACGACUAUGGCGCGUUUGGAUUGUAUGGCGCGCUGUCUUUGGCUGGUACCGCAUUUUUCUACGUAUUCCUGCCAGAAACAAAAGGCCGUACCUUACAAGAGAUAGAAGAUUAUUUCUGCGGCAGAACGAAAACUCUAAAGAAAAACGCACAGACAGACCUCGCGUAGUUUUGUAGGUAAUUAGUUGUUUGGGAACAAAAUAAUGUAUAUUAUGUAUUUAUAUUUUUAAUAGUGAUGCAUUAGUUUUGUACAUUUGUUGCUUUUAGUUUUUGUGAUAUGAGUACAAUACCAGUUACAUACCGAUCAUUUUUUUCUUAGAUCGGAUUUUUUUUAGUUUUUAUGUUAUUUUUAUUUCAAUGGCUUUUAAUCUGAAUGGAGACAAUAAACUAAUUUAUGAAAUCAAUGUAUAAGGUAGAAUUAUUCUGUAAAAAUCUAUAUACUAUUAGUAGUGGGGUACAUGCCCCAAAAUUAUAAAAAAAAUGUUUAUUUCAUAUUAGUAUGUGUUAGUUUACAAUUAAUGAAAGUAGUUUAUUAAUUUUUUAAAUUAUAUUUUUUAUUAUGAAUAGAACCUACGACUUACACUUUCCGAAAGGAAAGUUAAUUUUGUUCUUUAUCAUAUAAUUUAUUAUUUAUUUAUUGAAAAAUAUUAAGUACACGAUAAAUAUUAAAUACUAUCUGCUAAUAAAAUUUACAUACAUGAUAGUAUUCAUUUGUAAAAAUAAAUUAUUUUUUAUCAGUCAAUAAUUUAUGGUUCAACAAUACAAGAAUCUUCAAAAAAAAUAAUGAAAACUACCUACUUCUUCUUUAAACACUGUAUUUUUGGUGUAAAUUUUAGAUUAAAUUAAAAAAAAUGUAUACAAUUUUGGAUUUAUAUACCUGUAUACAAAAUUAUUGUAAUGUUCUUAUUAAAGAUAAUUAAUUGUGCAAAGCCAAAAUACUCGAAUGACCAUUUUCAUUAAGUUUGUAAAGCGAUACAUGGGGAAAAAUUGAAAAGGUAUGCAUUUUGAUGGAAUAAAAAAGCUGAAAAAAAUAAGUUUUUUGUGUUUUUGAGGUUUUUUAAAUGUUUUGAAAUUGUAUACAAAAGUCCUAAUCAUAAUAAAUUUACCAAUGUGCUAAAAUAAAAAGUAUUAAUUAAAUAGGUUAAGAAUUAGUGCCAUUUAAGGAACAAUAAGUGAUUAUUUAUUAUAAGUUUUGUAGAUAGAGUUUGUAUAUAAGUACUUAUGUAUUGAAAGAGAAUAGCAUUUAUACAGAUUGUAUAUUUUAAUUAUCUAUAAAAAGUUACUAUGGUUUGUUAAUGAAGGGAAGUAGAUUUUUUUUUCAUUUCACGUUUUGAUUUUUUCUUGAUUUUUUAUCUCUAUAUGUGUAGAAAAUAAAAUAACUUAGAGUUUAAAGGGAUCUUUUAUUAUUAAAUUAUAUUUUUUAUUACCUUUAUUGGCUACUUAUAAGAUAUGUCAUCAUAAUAUAUCGAUCAAUUGCUUUUAUUGUUAUUAUAUUAUGAGUUGGUCCAUCAGAAUUCCCUUUUGGAAAACUUUGGUGAUGAAAAGUCCCUUAUUCAAAUUAAUUAUUGUUACCUAUUUAAUGUGUUAUUAUGUAAUGAAGUUAUUUAUAUUUUCCAUAUAUUUAAGACAUUGUGAUGAUUAUUAUACAUAUAGUGUAAUUUACAUUGUAUUCAGUUAGGUACGAAUAAAGUUCACAUGUUUUAAUGUUAUGGUUCGGAUUUUUACAGAUUUUAACUGAAUUUACUAAGAAAAUUUGUAUUUUUUCCUUUAUUAACAAAUCGUAAUAAUUAAAUAAUAUGUGCUAUUGUGGCAGCUGUGCACUUAGAAGUCAGCAUUUGAAGGUACAAAGAGAUUUGCCUUAUUUUUUGAUGUAAAUGAAUUUUUGCGCUUGAAGCAUGGAAAUAAAAAGUCAAUUUGUUUAA